This is a messenger RNA of Sorex fumeus (smoky shrew), 2323 nucleotides long. RefSeq names its product fucosyltransferase 10 (gene POFUT3). NCBI's taxonomy places the organism in Eukaryota, Metazoa, Chordata, Mammalia, Eulipotyphla, Soricidae. The transcript is spliced from 5 exons. The coding region runs from base 370 to 1806 and encodes 478 amino acids. Gene Ontology annotation, molecular function: alpha-(1->3)-fucosyltransferase activity. Gene Ontology annotation, cellular component: Golgi membrane. The record is from RefSeq and is a predicted model, not a curated record.
AGGGCGAGUCUCCCGCUGUCCCCAACGUCCUCUCCGCGUCUUCGGCCGAGCUCGGGCGGGCGCAGCUGAGGCCCAGCGGCCGGCGCGGCGGCGAGAAUUUUUUGAUGCCUUCUGCCACUCUGAUGAAUCUCCAGCUGCUCUGAUGAUAACUUACGAAGACUACAUGCUGUUCUCUCUUGAUGCCAAGCUGGGAUCACUCAAAAGUUCCGAUCUCACUGCUUCAUGGAGACCAGAUCCCAGCAGGAAUGGCCGUGGAGGAAAUUGGCACUCAGAUGGCACCUCUGUGUGAAGUUGUCUCGGGCUAUGGACUGACUGGAGGAUACCUAGUCACCAGGGUAGCUGGCUGUCACUCACCUGGAGCAGGGCAGCAUGGUGUGCAUUCAGAGGAGGAAGGUGUUGGCAUCUUGCCUUUGCCUCGCUGCUACUGUAUUUCUGCUCGUCACCCUUCAGGUAGUGGUUGAACUGGGAAAAUUUGAAAGGAAGAAUUUAAAAAGCUCCAAGUUGCGAGGUGGACAUUCAAAUACUGCAAAAGUGUCUACUCAGCUCUCUUCACUUCGGAAAAAGGAGGCACGGACAGUGCAGAAGAGAUCCAGAUCGGAAGCCGAGAACUACCCCAUUAUGCUCUGGUGGUCCCCACUGACCGGAGAAACCGGAAGGUUAGGCCAGUGCGGAGGAGAUACCUGUUUCUUCACCAUCAACAAAAGUUACCUCUAUCAUCCCAAGACCAAAGCGUUUCUCUUCUAUGGUACUGAUUUCAACAUUGAGAGUCUACCUCUGCCUCGGAAAGCCCAUCACGAUUGGGCCCUUUUUCACGAGGAGUCUCCAAAAAACAACUACAAGCUCUUUCACAAGCCAGUCAUCACCUUGUUCAACUACACAGCCACCUUCAGCCGGCAUUCCCACCUGCCACUGACCACCCAGUAUCUGGAGAGCAUAGAAGUCCUAAAAUCACUCCGAUACCUCGUCCCUCUGCCAUCCAAAAAUAAUCUUCGAAAAAAGCUUGCUCCUCUGGUAUACGUACAGUCAGACUGUGACCCACCCUCUGAUAGGGACAGCUAUGUUCGAGAGCUGAUGGCCUACAUUGAAGUUGAUUCCUACGGAGAGUGCCUACGCAACAAAGACCUCCCUCCGUCGCUGAAGAGUCCUGCAUCCAUGGACGCUGAUGCCUUCUAUAAGAUCAUCGCUCAGUACAAGUUCAUCCUUGCUUUUGAGAAUGCCAUCUGUGAUGACUACAUCACUGAGAAGUUCUGGAGGCCUCUGAAGCUGGGGGUCGUCCCCGUGUACUACGGCUCCCCAAGCAUCACAGACUGGCUUCCCAGUAACAAAAGCGCGAUUCUUGUUUCGGAAUUUUCUCACCCGAAAUACCUGGCAGAUUUUAUCAAGCAACUGGAUUACGAUGACAAGCAGUACGAGGCCUACAUAGAGUGGAAGCUAAAGGGUGAGAUCUCUAACCCAAGACUCCUCAAGGCCCUCCGGGAACGGACCUGGGGAGUGCAAGAUGUGCAUCAGGACAAUUACAUCGAUGCGUUUGAGUGUAUGGUGUGCAGCAAAGUGUGGGAUAACAUCAGGCUGCAAGAGAAGGGCUUGCCACCCAAAAGAUGGAAUGCCGAAGUCAGUCACCUGACCUGUCCAGAGCCCACUGUGUUCGCCUUCUUGCCUCUGGCUCCACGUCGGAGCUCUUUGCGAGAGAUGUGGAUACCAAGCUUCAAACAGUCCAAGAAAGAAGCACGGGCCCUCAGGUGGCUGGUUGAUAGGAAUCGAAACUUUUCAUCCCAUGAGUUCUGGACUCUAGUCUUCAAAAACUAAUGUCUACAAGUCUCCAGAUGACUUUUAAAGAGACUAAAGCCUUUUUAAAGUUUGUUUUUUUUUAAGGUUGCCUUAAUAUUUGGAUAGAAUUACUCUGUUGCCUCUCUUUAGGGUAAAUGUUAAUUGCUGCAGUACUCAUAAUAAGCCCCAUCAAAUAAGAAGUUUGAAUUACCUUAGGGGUAACCUCUAUAUAUUUUUAUACUGAAAAAAAGGAAAUAUCUCUUUUGGAAACUGUUCAUCUUUGGUUUACAUGUUUGGGCCCACAGGUCCCUGCUGCCUUUUGUAGAAACAGACUGAUGGUAGGGUCAGAGCAUUCACCACUGCCGGCAAGACAGGGAGGUGCUGUGGAUUCCUGAUACUGAACUCACUAUCUGCAAUUUAUUGGUGUUUGGCAAGCGCCGUGUCCUGACGCUGAGCAUGAACAUGAAAUGCAUUAGAACUUGGCAAUGAGUGAUUCCAUCUGUUGGUUUCCAGGGCCAUAAGUGAGUAAUAAAAGCUGUGUGGAGUUUAUGUGCGA